AUGUUGUAUUUUAUAGGUACUGGUAGUAGCUUGACAACUUCUUCACCUUCUACUGGAGGAGUAUCUAUCACGGAAUGUGCUAACAUGAAUAAAAAAUGUAUGGGUAAACUAAUCAAUCUACAGCGAACUCAAAACCCUCAAGAUAUGUGCAGGAUACUGAAUUCCACUCUGGAUUGUUUCAACGUAGUGGUAGCAAAAUGUGGUGGUACUUUACCCAAUACAGAAGAGAUAGAGAGAAUGAUGGUUAGGGCUAGAAAACAGGUUGCUUUAGCUUGUAAUGCUGGAGAAAAUGUGCCAACAGACACAACUGAAGGUUGUCAAGAAAAGGUUGGUAAAUGUAUGAAUAUGAUGCAGGAUUUCUCAGUUGGACCGAACAAGGAAGAUUCGUGCAGAGAAUUCCAGAAUAUUAAAUCCUGUUUUGAGAGCGUAACUGAUAGUUGCGAUUCUGAUCAAAUCCAAGUUGGAAGAUAUAUGACUGGCUUAGAAAAACAAAUCGCUCAAAUUUGUGGAGGUAUUGAUUUUGAAACAGAAACAGCUGUGAAAACUAAACCAGUCCAAGGUGGUACAGAUCAAUUGAAAUGUUUUGAAGAGCUGCAACGAUGUUCAACAGAGUCCAAUAUUCUAUCUGAAUCAGAUUGUGAAGGUAUAAUGUCAACUAUUGAAUGUCUAGGAAAUGUCACCAGCGCGUGUCCUGGGGUCUUUAAUGUUUCGACUUUUUACCGUAUAGAACAAAUAGAAAAUAUGGCUGCCAAUUGUUCCAGUACCACUGACGAGACAGAGAAAGAAGAAGAGGUUGACAGUGCCUGGUGUGCUUCUAAAGCUCAGUCUUGUUUGAAUAUGAUCAGUUCCUUUUCUGUUAAAAAUGGAAUGGAAGCUACUUGUGGUUCUCUUCAUAAUAUGGUGAAAUGUUUUGACGAGGUUAUCGACAAAUGCGAGUCAUCAAUCGUAGAUUUAGAGAAAAAUUCUGGACAACUUUUCGCCAUGAAGGAAAAAAUCACAUCAGCAUGUAGAAAAGGUGGAACCGGAUUGGUUAUAACACCCAACAGUAACCAAGAAAAAUGUAUGAAUAAAUAUAAAAGAUGCGCUGGGAUGAUGGCUAAAGUUCCUCUACAUGAAGAUAAUAAAGUCAUGUGUCCCUUAUUAAGACGAUCCAUGGCGUGUAUUAAAAAAGUGAGUUUAGAAUGUGGAAGUUUAUUACCGGCGUCUGCUAAACAACAAUUUUCUAAUUUUGAAAAUCUGAAUAAAAUAUGUCCUGUGGGCUCGUAUAAAAGCGGUGGCAGUAGAGGUAAAUUCACUGAGAAGUGUAGCAAUGAUAUUAAGGUCUGUGAUGGUAAAGCUAAUAGUAUUAUGAGUGGUGAUAAUAUCGCUAAAACAGAUUGCAGGGAUGGCUUUAGAACUCUUACGUGCUAUAGACAGGUAGCGAGAGAAUGUCGACUACCUAAAUCUAAUAGAAAAUUCUUUAAACAUUUUAAAACAACACUCACUGAUACCUGUGAAAGACGAUCAACAGUCAAACAUACCCGAGGUCUGAUAGACUUCGAUAUCGACUGGCCAUGGGAAGAUCAAGAUUGGAAUGGAGAAUUUGAAGGAGACGAUAGUAGUGAAGAUGCUGUUUUAUUUGGCGAUGAGGAUUUCGAAAUGGAAAAGGAUUUCAUGUUUGAUUAAAAACAACUUCAGACAACCAUCUUUCCAAAUCAACUAUAACUUUGUACAAUUGUAUUAAAAUAUAUAAUUAACUUAAA
This is a messenger RNA of Lottia gigantea (owl limpet), 1742 nucleotides long. RefSeq lists its product as hypothetical. Lineage: Eukaryota; Metazoa; Mollusca; Gastropoda; Lottiidae. Bases 1 to 1665 code for a protein of 554 amino acids. The transcript has 18 exons. The record is from RefSeq and is a predicted model, not a curated record.